Molecule: messenger RNA, 6282 nt
Organism: Anolis sagrei ordinatus
Lineage: Eukaryota; Metazoa; Chordata; Lepidosauria; Squamata; Anolidae
Source: RefSeq, a predicted model, not a curated record
AUGGCGACUGAUCUUGGGGCCACUGUUGGUGAGCCUCUAUCUUCCUCUCCAACUCCCAAGAAGUUCCGGCGCAGGCGCGCGGGUUUUCUUGAUCAGAGAUGGAAACGCCACCAUGAUAUGCACCGGAUCUCUGAUGAAAGGCCAGAGCAAACUAUUUUGCUGGCGGAGGGAGCUUCUGGCGCUUUGCAGAGUACUGGAUUGACUGCAGGCCAGGACAGACUGACGGUGGCCUCUGGAGGGCCGGAAGCCCCAGACAUGGACAGAUAUGUAUCAAGCUGUGAAGGGAGAUGUGGGGAAGGGUAUAAUAGGAAACAUGACUGCCAAUGUGAUAGUAGCUGCCAUCUCUACGCGGAGUGCUGCCCAGAUUACCAGAGAGUCUGCGUUGAAGACCUCUCCUGCAAAGGACGCUGCACGGCACACUUUGUAAGAGGGAAACCUUGUGACUGUGACCCUGACUGUAAGACAUUUGGCAAAUGCUGCUCAGACUUUGAAGAGGCCUGUCCAGUUGCUACAACGAAAGCACCAACAACCACAACUAUCACAACCAAGACUCCACAGACAACCACCACCCUUCUUCCAACCAGCACCACAACUAAACCGCCAACCACAACACCCAAAACAAAGUCAACAACAAAACGUUCACCAAAACUUAAGCCCAAGCCCAAGCCCAAGCCUAAACCAAAGCCUAAACCAAAGCCUUUAAAGAAGAAAAAGAAACAAAAGAAAGUAUCUCAUGAAGUUAUGGAAGAACAUUCUGAGCAGUCAUCAAUGUCAUCUUCUUCUUCUUCAAAAAUUCGGAGAACUAUGGCUUCAGUAAGAAAUACUGGUGAUAAACGCAAGAAGAAAAAUGGUAAAAAUGCUGAGGAGUUAGAAGAGGAAGAAGAAGAGCAAAGGAAAGCUCGUGAAUCAAAAACAAAAUUAAAAUCAUCAAAAUCCAUAAAAGUGAUCUCAGAAGAAGAUGGCAGUGGGGUUGGGAAUGCACUGACAACAGCAGGUGCCACAACUACUACAGCUAUGACAACAACAAGGCAGCCUUCCACCGCAACUACAACCAGGGUGCCAUCUACUACUACAACCACAACUGAGGUAUCAUCUACAACUACUAGAACCACAACUGAGGUUCCAUCUACAACUACUAGAACCACAACCAAACUGCCACCUACUACUACUACUACCACAACCAAAAUUCCAGCUCUUACAACAUCCACAUCUAACAUACCAGCUACUACAACAAUUACAAUGAAGCAGCCAACUACUACAAUGGCCACAACACGGCUGGCACCUACUACUACAACUACGACUAAUCUUCCCCCUACUACAACGGCUACUACCAAGCAGCCUUCUACCACAAUGGCCACAACAGAGGUGCCCACUACUAUGAAGACCACAACAAGGCUGCCAUCCUCAACUACUAAGCAACUUGACACAGAUUAUACAACUCAAGGUAAAAAAGGAAUUGUGGCAACUUUUGAAAACCAUGUUAGACAGACCCCCACACCCCAACCUGAGAAAGUGACCACAUCAUUGAGAUCUGCUACCCCUAAAUCAUUAAACUCACCAUCUAGCACUGCUUCUAAUAUCAAUAAACAACUGACAUUGUCUACUGUGACUAGUAUUAGGGCAAACACAGGUUCUGCUGUUCAGAAAACCACAAUCAGUCCAGCUAAAGAUACAAUGACAAUAUCUAAAAGAGAUACCCCUACUGCAACACCACAAGCUGUUGAAGACAGAAAUAAUGCAGACAACCAGGCUGUAACAACAGUAGGAAAAAGUGAAACAACAAAUGAAAGUGUUACAGCUACUGCAAAUAAAGACUCUGUAGCAACAGACAGUAAGGAAAGGACUACUAAUGUAGAUAUAUACUCAACUUUGUUCACAGACACACCUCAAACUGAAGAUCAUAGACAUGUCAGAACAGAAAGAAGUACUACAAAAACAGAGAUAUCAAUAACUCAUACAAGUGGCACCCCAAGUUCUAAUAACCAUAUUCAAAAAGGGAGCUCAGAAGAGACCACUACAGUUCCAGAUGCAUUAAGGACACAACCAGUCAUUUCAAGUGAAACAACAAAUAUAAGUGAUGUUGGCAAACUAGAAACAGCAGGAACACAGACAAAUCCAGGUGACAACCCAGAAAGGACUACUUCACUUGGAGAGACAACAACACAGUCCAAUUCAGGUGAUACAAGCAGUCUCUCUGGUGUUUAUAAAAGUGACAGUCAUGAAGGGAUUACUUCAAUCACUGGGACAUCAAUAUCACAGACUGAUCCAGGGGAUACAACUAGCCCUGGUGGUAUUGAUAAAGAUGAUAGACCAGACAGGACUACGUCAAUCAGUGAAACACCAAUUACACAGACUCGUCCAGGCAAUCCAACCAGUCAAAGUGAAGUUUUCAAAAGCGACAGGCCAGAGGGAACUACAUCAGUCACUGAGACAACAACACAGAGUGACCCAGCUGGCUCAAUGAGUCCUAGUGGCAUUGAUAAAAAUGACAGAUCUGAAGACACUACUACAGUCACUGAGACAACAACAACACAGAGGGAUUCAAGUGACUCAACAAAUCCUGUUCGUGUUGAUAAACCUGACAAAGGAGAAGUGACUCUUGCAAGCACUGAGACAAUAACAACACAGACUGAUACUGGCAAUACAGGCAGUCCCAGUGAUAAAAGUGACAACCCAGACAGAGGUAUGCUAGUCUCUGAGAAUCCGCUAUCACAUAGUGAUCCAGGUGAUACAACCAAUUCUAACAAAGCUAAUAAAAGAGACAAGCCAGAUGAAAUGACUACAGUCACUGAAACAGCAGGGACACAAACAAUUCCAGGUGAUACAACUAGUCCCAGCAAUUUUGAUAAAAGCAGCAACCCAGACAGGACUGUUCCAGUCACUGAGACAACAAUAAUGCAGACUAAUCCAGGUGAUAUAGCCAGUCCCGAUCAUGUUGAUAGAAGUGACAAACUAGACAAAACUACUCCAGUCUCUGAGACACUGAUAACACAGAGUGAUCUAACUGAUACAGCCAACCCUAAUAGUGUGGAUAAAAGUGACAAACCAGAAGAAACUACCACAGUCACCAAAACAAGAACAAUACAAACAAAUCCAGGUGGUACAACCAAUCCUGAUGAUAAUGACAAAAGUGACAAACCAGAAGAGACUACUACAGUCACUGAGACAACAGUAACACAGACUGAUCCAAAUGAUAAAACUACUCCCAGCAGUGUUGAUAAAAGUGAUAAACAGGAAGAGACUACUACAGUCACUGAGACAACCAUAACACAGACUGAUCCAAAUGAUACAACUAGUUCCAACAAUGUUGAUAAAAAUAAUGAAGCCGAGGGCACUACUACAGUCACUGAGACAACAGUAACACAGACUGAUCCAAAUGAUACAACUACUCCCAGCAGUGUUGAUAAAACAGAUAAACCAGAAGGGAGUACUACAGUUACUGAGACAACUAUAACACAGUCUGAUCCAAAUGAUACUAGUCCCAAUACUGUUGAUAAAAGUGAUCAACCAGAAGAGACUARUAWYAUCACRGAMACAACCACAACACAGGCAAAGCCAGWAGAUACAAGCAAUCCCAAUGUUGAUGACAAAAUUGAUAAACCAGAAGGGACUACUAUAGUCACUGAGACAACUAUAAUACAGACUGAUCCAAAUGAUACAACUACUCCCAGUGGUGUUGAUAAAACUGACAAACCAGAAGGCAUUACUACAGUCACUGAGACAACAGUAACACAGACUGAGCCAAAUGAUAAAAAUACUCCCAGCAAUGUUGAUAAAAGUGAUCAACCAGAAGAGACUACUAUGAUCACUCAGACAACCACAACACAGGCAAAGCCAGUAGAUACAAGCAAUCCCGAUGUCGAUGACAAAAGUGGUAAACCAGAAGGGACUACUACAGUCACUGAGACAACCAUAACACAGACAGAUCCAGGUGAUACAACUAAUCCCAGUGAUGUUGAUAAAACUGACAACCCAGACAGAACUAUUCCACUUACAAUAAUUACAGAUUCCUCCAGUGACCCACCUACUCCUCCGAAUGAUGACAAAAGUAAUGAAAAGAGUAUUACAGAGACCAGCUUGGCUAGUAGCACCCCAAGCCCUGUUAGUGAUGACAAAAAUAACAGACCCGAAGUAACCACUACAGUUUCAAAGAUUAUAAUAACAGAUCCUUAUCCAGAAGUUGUGACACCCAGUCCUGAUGGUGACGACAAAAAUGACAGACCUGAAGGAACUACUACAAUCACAGAAAUAACCAUAACUGACCCCUUGAGUGAUUUAUCUACUCCUGGGAAUGAUAAAAUUACACCAGAGAAGACUACUGAAGUUACAGAGACAAUCAUAACCCAAACUGAUUCAGCGAAUGGCACACCAAGCCCUGUUGGUGAUAAAGAAAUAAAUCAGAGGCCAGAAAUUAUCACUACAGUCACAGAGACAAUAAUAACAGAAACAACAAAGGAUAAACCCACCACUAGUCUUGAUGACAGAAACAACAGUCCAGAAGUGACUACUACAAUCACAGAAACAAUUGUAACUGAGUCCAACCCACUCAGCCCUACUGGUAUUCCUGAAAAUGUUUCUUCAACAGGAAAACCAGAGCUCCCAGAAGAAAUAACACAAACUGAGCCACCAAAUGAUGAGCCUAAUCCCAAUACUGAUGAGAAUGGUGAAAGGCCAAAAGAUAUUACAAAAAUAAUAGAGACAACAGUAACAAACUUACCACAGAGUACACCAAAUCCUGAUGAACAGGAUAAUCCAACUAAAGUUACAGAAACAACCACGACCAUCACAACAGAAUCCAAACCACUGAGCGAUUCCCCUAAUUCUGAUGAAAUUGACAGGCCAGACAGCAUCACUACAGUCACAAAAACAACUACAACUACCACAACAGAAUCAAGUCCUAGCACAGGUGACAGUGACAAAAAUGACAAUCCAGAAGUCAUAACUAAAAUUACACGGAUAGUAACUACUACAACUACAACCACCACCACAACUCAAUCCAAUACUACAGAACAUCCAGAAACGACUACACAGAAUAUUACAACUAAUACAAAAAUUGAUCUUGUUUCAGAUAGAGAACCGACCAAGGAAAAUCCAACUACAAAGAAUACAAAUACUACAGUAAAAGAAGAGACUACAAUUUCCUCAAUAACAUCAAAACCUGUCAACACCCCAUCCUCUGCUGAAGACCAGACUACAAGACAAAUGUCCCCAUCACCUGCUGAACGUAUACCAACAACAAGAAGACAGGUGACUUAUUAUCCAACUACAACAUACUCUACAAUUACUACAACUAGACUUCCAGACAGAAUUACCAACAGAACCAUGCAAUACUUUCGACCAGAAAGGAUUGUCAGACCUCUACUUUACAAAGAUAUACCUGAUGAGAUGAACUUGUGUAACCGGAAGGCAGCAGAUGGAAUUGUGCCUUUACGAAAUGGAUCAUUAGCUGUUUUCAGAGGUCAUUACUACUGGCUCCUGAAUGGAACAACCCCACCAACACCUUCUCCUCGUAGAAUUACUGAAGUUUGGGGUGUCCCCUCCCCCAUCGACACGGUCUUCUCUAGAUGUAACUGUGAUGGUAAAACCUUUUUUUUCAAGGAUUCUCAGUACUGGCGCUUCACCAACGAUGUAAUGGAUGUUGGCUAUCCCAAACUAAUCAUAAAAGGAUUUGGAGGACUAAGUGGAAGAAUAACAGGAGCACUCUCUGUAGCUAAACAUAGGAACAGACCUGAAUCUGUAUAUUUCUUUAAAAAAGGUGGGAAUCUCCAACAAUACACCUAUAAACAAGAAGGACCAAAGAAAUGCAAGAAGAAAAUUGUGUCUGUGAAGUAUCCGAUCUAUAAACCAAAAGCUGUCAUUAGAAGACGGCGGCGUUUUGAACGUGCAGUCAGACCACAACAUUUCAUCCGCAGCGUCAGGGUCCAGCAUUACCCGGUUAGAGAUUAUUAUGUGUUUGCAGGAAUACUGCAGCCAGAGGUCAAAGUGACAACUUACUGGAGAGGAUUUCCAAAAGAAGUAAAUUCUGUUAUUUCAGUUCCUAACUAUCAGAAGCCAGAUGGCUAUGAUUACUAUGCAUUUUCUAAAGAUCAAUAUUACAGCGUGGAUGUGGGGAGCAGAAUAGCAAGACCAGUCACACUUCAGACUGGACAGACUGUUUCCAACGCUUGGUACAAGUGUCCUGCAGAAUGAUGUGGAGACUCCAAGAGCAGAAAGAAAUGCUGUCCUUUUUGACAAUUUCUCUCAUUUUUAUUAAUAAAAUACAAUGAAAUGUUCAUACACCAA